Ipomoea triloba (trilobed morning glory) is the source of this 3519-nucleotide messenger RNA. Its product is annotated as putative pentatricopeptide repeat-containing protein At2g02150. The transcript is spliced from 4 exons. Bases 320 to 2665 code for a protein of 781 amino acids. The record is from RefSeq and is a predicted model, not a curated record. NCBI's taxonomy places the organism in Eukaryota, Viridiplantae, Streptophyta, Magnoliopsida, Solanales, Convolvulaceae. Gene Ontology annotation, molecular function: protein binding.
AAUUUCUUAUUUUUAUUCUCAAAAUUUUCAAUUUUCUAGAAAAUUAGGAAAGUUUUCUUAUUGCCUAUGAGUCUCCUUAACAGGUGGCCUAAGAGGAACGGGCUUAGCAGAGGAGUCCAAUACCCGUUUUCCAAACGGGUCAAACCCACGGAAAACCACCAAAACCUCCAUUACCAGCACCUGAACCUGAGCCUAAACCCUAAGCCUCCAUUAGCAACACUCGAAAACGGCACCGUUUCGCAUGAUGAAUGCUUAUAGCUGGAGCGUAAAUGGAGCCAAUUAAUAAAGCCAAUAUUGUUGCUUCAGCGCUGUUCGAACAAUGUUCGUUCUAUUCCAAAGAUUAUUGCGAAUCAGACACAGAAGCAACUCUCACCGCGUAGUAAGCCCAUUUUCACACAAUCUUUUGAUAUUUGUUAAUGAUCUCCUUUGCUUUUUCCAAUGUCCAUUCGCCAGAAACGCCAAAUUCAGUACUUUCGACGGAGUUUUCUUCGAUGACGAAAUGAUGAAGAAAAUUGUGCGUGAGGGUAAGUGGGAAGAUUCUAGAAUAUUGCGACUCUUUGACUCUGCUUUAGCUCCCAUUUGGGUCUCCAGAAUCCUGGUGGAGUUGAAACGAGAACCUAGGUUAGCUCUUAACUUGUUUAAUUGGGCAAAAACGCGGAGUUCAUUUCGUCAUACGACAGAGAGUUAUUGUCUGAUUGCUCACAUUUUGUUUUGUUCAAGAAUGUACAAUGAUGCAAGCAGUGUUCUAAAAGAAUUGAUUAGUUUGAAUAAUGGAAACAAGGCCGCAAUUCCUUGUUCUCAUAUACUUGAUAUCCUGUGGUCAACUAGAAAUGUCUGUGUUCCAGGUUAUGGGAUCUUUGAUGCUUUUUUCAGUGUUCUGGUUGAAUUGGGGUUUCUAGAGGAUGCUUAUGGGUGCUUUUUAAGGAUGAGAAGUUUUAGAGUAUUUCCGAAAAUCCGAUCCUGCAAUCAUCUUUUGGAUAGACUUUGGAAGGCGGGAGAUCAAGAUUUCUCUUGGCGUUUUUUUGAGGAUUUGAUUGCUGCUGGGCCAUCUCCAAACGUUUAUACGUAUAAUAUAAUGAUUGGUUAUUUGUGUAAAGAAGGGGACUUGGAUGCCGCAAGAAGAUUAUUUGUACAGAUGAAAGAGAACGGGGUUAAUCCUGAUGUUGUUACGUAUAAUUCUCUUAUUGAUGGGACUGGAAAGCUAGGGGAGCUUCAGGAAAUGGUUUCUAUAUAUGAGGAAAUGAAGGAAGCUGGGUGUCCUCCGUGUGUAGUAACAUAUAAUACUUUGAUUAAUUGCUUUUGUAAAUAUGACAAAAUGGACUUGGCAUUUAACUAUCUGAAUGAGAUGAAGAAAAGUAGUCUAAAACCCAAUGUUGUGACUUAUAGCAUAUUUGUCGAUGCUUUCUGCAAAGAAGGGAUGCUGCAAGAAGCGAUGAAAUUUUUCAUUGACAUGAGGCGAGUCGGUCUCAUUCCCAAUGAGUUCACUUACACUUCUUUAAUUGAUGCAAACUGCAAAGCGGGGAAAAUGGGCGAAGUUUUGAUCCUAGUCAAAGAGAUGUUAGAAGUGGGGUUUGAGUUGAACAUAGUUACCUACACGGCAUUGCUUGAUGGCCUUUGUGAAGAAGGGAAGCUUAGAGAUGCCGAAGAAGUUUUUAGAAUAAUAUUAAAAGAUGGGAUCAUCCCUAAUGAAAAAUUAUAUACUGCUCUUGCACAUGGGUAUAUGAAAUCGAAAAAGUUAGAAGAUGCUAUGAACAUUUUGGAACAAAUGAAGGAAAAGAAUAUCAGGCCAGAUGUAUUACUCUAUGGAACUAUCGUAUGGGGUCUUUGCAACCAAGGAAAGUUUGAGGAUGCAAAGAUUUUUUUUCAUGAAAUGGAGGGGCAAGGUAUAGAAGCAACUUCUGUCGUAUAUACCACACUCAUUGAUGCUUGGUUUAAGGCUGGAAAAUCCACAGAAGCACGCAACCUGCUAAGUGAGAUGCAGAAAAGAAAUAUUGCCCCUACUGUAGUGACAUAUUGUGCAGUAAUUGAUGGUUUGUGUAGUUCAGGGUUUGUUCAGGAAGCAAUUGAUCAUUUUAAUAAUAUGCCAAACAUUGGUUUGCAACCUAAUCUGAUGGUUUACACGGCACUUAUUGAUGGUCUCUGUAAAAAUAAAUUUCUAGAGGCUGCUAAAAACCUUUUUGAUGAAAUGCUUGACAAAGGUUUGCUUCCUGAUAAAGCUGCUUAUACAUCUCUGAUUGAUGGAAACAUGAAGCAGGGAAAUGUUCAAGAUGCCUUGCUUUUGAAGAAAAGAAUGAUUGAAAACGGUAUUGAGCUUGAUCUUGUUGCCUAUAGCUGUUUGAUUUGUGGUCUUUCAAGAAAUGGUCAAGUGGAGCAAGCAAGAUGUUUGCUUGAUGAGAUGAUUGAGAAGGGUGUUUCUCCCGAUGGUAUUAUUUAUCAGUGUCUCAUAAGAAAAUAUUAUGAACUUGGUAAUACAGAUGAAGCUCUUUUCUUGCAGAGUGAGAUGGUGAAAAGAGGCUGUACGGCCAUAAAAAGUGAAAAUGAUGUUCAAAAUACAUCUAAACUUGGUAAUACAGAUGAAGCUCUUUUCUUGCAGAAUGAACUAGUGAAAAGUGGCAGUACAAAUGUCACAAGUGAAUAUGAUCAAAAUACAAACCUAAGAGUGUAAUUAUUGGACAUGUAGCAUUUUCAUAUGAAGGGAAAGAGUGAAACCUAAAGAAACGGCUGUCUGUUUCUAUGCCAACACUUCUUGAUCUUCCAAACUAUGGUGAUGCUGACUUGUAUACAUGCAUGGAACCUGGUUAAAGUGAUAACUGUCAUAUGUGAAUGAUUCUAUGGUGAAAGGAUGGAUUUGCUCGUCCAGCUAUGUGAUCAUCAUUGACAGUUAGGCCAUGAUUCAAGCCUUGAAAACCUGUUUGAAAAGCAGAGUUUAGGUUACCUACGUAUUUAUCCUCCAAAUCCUGCAUAUUGUGGCAGCCUUGUGCACGGGGUCUGACCUUAAUGAUAUUGCCUUUGAUGCAGAAAUAACGAGUGCAGUGGCAGCUUUGAACAUGAGUUAUGCUGCCUGCCAAAAGAAACUACUUGUGUGUUUGUACGUUGUAGUGGACAGACUCACAGACAUGCUUAUGGAUGUGUGAUUACUUUGGUGUUCCAGGAGAUACAUGUAAUUGUAAAGUACCUUGGAAGGGCAUGUAGAAUUAUGCUGAAGCAUUUUUUAUUAGUGAGUUCGCAGCCAGCCACGAAGCAUUAUAACAAUUGAACACCAUCUCAUACCCACCCUUCAUCCUCAUGUGUUCUAAUCAAAUGAUGUAUUGUGGAUUGAUUGGUCAUCAAACAUUUUCAACAUUUACAGAUUCUAACAAGGACUUGUACUUUUGAAGUUCACCAUUCACCCAUAGGAAUACAAAUAGGAACAUCUGGGUAUGUUUGGGUCACGAGAAAUCAAAAUCAUAGUUAUUGUGAGUUUAAUUUAAUUAACAUUUUAAAAAAAUACUACUAUAGAAUUUGAUUAUUUUUUCAAAA